AUGCAGCAGCACACCGGCCAGCACCUUCUGUCCGCCGUGAUGAACAGUUACGAUGGCCUCAACACACUCGGGUGGGGGAUGGGAAGCGAGGGCGAUAUGAACUACGUCGACCUGGCCCGCAAACCCUCAGAAGCGGAGAUGGAGGCCAUCCAAGCACGUUGCAAUGAACUCAUAUCGGAAAACCUGCCCAUCGCGGUGGACACACCUUCGGACGCCAAGCAAGACCGCCUACCUGGAGACUACGACAAGGGCAAAGGUGUCAUCCGGGUCAUCAGCAUCGGAGGCAUCGAUCGUAACACCUGCUGUGGCACCCAUCUUAGGCAGACGUCUCACAUCUCACUUAUAUUGUUAGGAUCUACGCAGACGGUGCAUGGAAAGAACUGCCGUCUUUCCUUCACUGCCGGCCGGCGUGCCAUUGCCCUCUCAGCAUCCUCCGUGGGCGCUAUGCGAUCCAUGGCUAGACUUUGGUCAUGCGGCCAAGGGGCCGAAGAGGUUGCCGCUGCAGCAUCUCGGGCUAAUGAUACCCUGGCAGACCUUAAGAAGCGAGAAAAGAAACUCUUAGCGGAGAUUGCAACCUACGAGGUUGAUCGUAUCAAGAGCGAGGUACAGAAGGAAAAAGCAAUUUGGGUGUACCGUGCUGACACUGGCCUGGAAUUCUUCACUGGAAUUAUUGCCCAGGUCAAAGAAUCAGUCAAGGGGGAAGGGGCCGUGUUACUCAUGGCUUCCGGGGAAGAAAAGAAGAGUGGUUCCAUUGUAAUCUAUGGAGAGCCAGCACAUGUCCAAGUUCUCACAGGCAAGGUGCAAGAAGCUUUGGAGGGUGUAAAGGGUGGAGGAAAGGGCGAGAAAUGGCAAGGAAAGGUGACGGAAUGGAAGAAGGGUCAAUUGGAGGGACUGAAGGAGGUUGCUCGCUCGUUUUCUGGAUCUACGGACAUGUCAUCAUAA
This is a messenger RNA of Clonostachys rhizophaga, 942 nucleotides long. The record is from the annotation of a GenBank genome assembly. Lineage: Eukaryota; Fungi; Ascomycota; Sordariomycetes; Hypocreales; Bionectriaceae.